AUGGAGCUCACACCAAACACCAGCCCAAGGGAAGCCAAUAGCCCGGGGGAUACGCAGCAACGUGCUGGAGCUGCCAAAUCCAAAGCCACCAUCAGAGCGUCUCUUGCCUGUGUGCCCUGUCGAUCAAAGCACGUCAAGUGUGACUCAGCCUUGCCAACCUGCCUAAGAUGCCGCUUAGAGGAGAAGAUCUGCUACUACGCAAAGUCACGCCGAGGGAUUCGGGAUGCAAAGAAACGCAGCCUCAUCAACGAUCCUAUUGGGCCUCCCUCCAUCUCACCGGACACUCCAGUCUCCUUCCCAUCUCCCGAGGUGGCGAGCUUCGAUAUCCCAAUCAAUGUAGUCGACAAGCUACCCUGUGGAUGGUCUCUGGCCCGGAGCUCUCAUCUUCCCGACUUGAAUAUCGCGUCACCGACUUCGCUCCUCUUCGAUCUCUACUUCGCCAACUUCCACGACACCCAUCCCUGGCUCCUACCCAGGAACCAGCUAUUGAGCCGGAUACGAUCGAAUCCUGGGCCUUUCCAUUUUCUCACAAGCUGUAUCACUUAUGUGGGAUCACUCUUCUCAAAUGCUGUCUCGUCGGAGGAACUUCGAGAGAAAGCAUUCAGUCUCGCAAGUGACAGCUUGCCGAUGACUAGUUGGACAGUACAAGGCCUUCUCGUUCUCAGUGUUGCCGCUUUUGGCGAGGGUCGAUUGGACUUGAGUGCAGGUUGGAUGGACGCUGCGACUCAGAUGGCUCUCGAUCUUGGCAUGCAAGACAAGUCGUUUGCAGGUGCCGCAUCUGAUCCUUUCGUCGCAGAGAGCUCACGUAGAACCUACUGGGCGCUGUACUGGCAAGGCAACAUGCGAGCGAUGCGCGAGGACUCGCCCACUUUCAUGUUGUCCGGCAUUGUUGCAACGACUGAACUUCCUUGUGAAGAGUGGGAAUAUCAGUCAGGGGAGAUUCCACAACCGCUGUCCCUGAAGAAGUACAACGCAAGGGAUCCUAUGGAUGAAAAGAGCUAUUCAUCAUGGACGUAUCUCAUCGAUCUGUGCCGGUUGAGCACAGAGUUGAUACUCCCUAUGCCAGCACUGCCACCAGCACUAGUGUCUAACACCAUCGAUAGAGCCGACUCCAGAUUAGUCAAUUGGCUCAUCAGUCUACCUAAAUGGAAACAACAGUUGGUAGACUCGGGAGGCGCAGUUGAUAUGGUUUUGUUCCACGCGAUGGCCUACGCGCAUAGCUUGAGGAUCAAGAUGCAACUACCCAUGGAAGCGUCAGGGUUUGGCAUUCGGGACCUUCUCACACUUGGCCCGCUCUUCAAACCGCGCGACAUGACCUUCCCUCGGGUGCCGCGAUGCUCCGGCUCGCCUUACCCGUGGCUGGAAUGUUCAACCGCCCUCCAAGCAGGCCUCUCAACCAUUGGUCUCUUCAACUUCUCGCUACCACCAGCCCGGUACAGCCCGGCGUGUAUCAUCGGAUUGAGAAGAGCUGCUCUCGCACUGCUUGAUGCGAGAAUAUACGGAGGAUCCGAUUCGCCGGCUCUACGCGAAAAGCUUGAUCUCUUGCUCGGCGUUCUCAAGGUUGCCGGAGAGAUGUGGCCCAUCGCAAGAAGCAUUGGCAAUGAAGUGAGCGAUGUGUUGAGAGAGCUCAAUGCAACCAGCAAUCGUGAUAACAUCACUCAGUUGGAUUCAUGCAUGGACGCUUUCAUAACCGACAUGUCAACAUCUGGGGUAGCUCCAGAUUCUGGAAUGUUUCCGUUUCCUGAGCCAAGAACAGUGGAAGAGAUGUUCAACUGGAGUGCUGGAAUCAUGAACAUGAGAUUGUGA
This is a messenger RNA of Colletotrichum phormii, 1806 nucleotides long. RefSeq lists its product as uncharacterized. Gene Ontology annotation, biological process: regulation of DNA-templated transcription; DNA-templated transcription. Bases 1 to 1806 code for a protein of 601 amino acids. The record is from RefSeq and is a predicted model, not a curated record. Lineage: Eukaryota; Fungi; Ascomycota; Sordariomycetes; Glomerellales; Glomerellaceae. Gene Ontology annotation, molecular function: DNA-binding transcription factor activity, RNA polymerase II-specific; DNA binding; zinc ion binding. The transcript is spliced from 3 exons.